Syngnathoides biaculeatus (alligator pipefish) is the source of this 5465-nucleotide messenger RNA. It is a transcript of the gene rab3gap2, whose product is annotated as RAB3 GTPase activating protein subunit 2 (non-catalytic). Lineage: Eukaryota; Metazoa; Chordata; Actinopteri; Syngnathiformes; Syngnathidae. Gene Ontology annotation, biological process: regulation of GTPase activity. The transcript is spliced from 35 exons. The coding region runs from base 251 to 4369 and encodes 1372 amino acids. The record is from RefSeq and is a predicted model, not a curated record.
UGUUGUUUCCGCAUCAUACACAUCAAGUAUUAUGCACAUUUAGAACAGUAGUCAUGUUUUGGUAAUUAUUGGUAAUAUUUUUCCAAUGGUAAAAAUUUGAAUUGUGCGAAGGCUAUCAUAAGGUUAGAACAACAGCUCGGAGUUACAAGUAAACAGCGAGGCUACGUUGCUGUUUUACAAGUAGACUGUUGGCACACAGGCUAUCUGGCGAAUUUACUGUCAAAUUGGUUCUAGGCAGGACGGAGACGACAUGUCCUGCGGUUUGUUGGAGUUUUGUCGUCUCCAAGAACUCAAGACGGUGAGGGAUUAUUUGUUUCACGAUCAAACUGAGCAGGCCGAGAAGACUCAAAGAGGAGCAGAAAAUGAACUAUCGUGGGACACCUCUGACUGGGAAACAGCAUGGGAAAGUGACAAGAGCAAAGAGCAAGAAGCCGCAUCGGCACCAACGGUGGAGGAAACCACAGAUCUUAGUGAACCCUGGCUUCAGGAUUGCAUCGUAUCCCUGUCCCCCUGCUCAGACCUGCUAGUGGUUGCUCGUGAGCAAAAGGCUGUCUUUCUCUCAGCUAAGUGGCGAACAGAUGAUGGUGGCAGAGAAGAGAUGAGCCUUGCUGUGUCUUGGACUGGAAUACUCAGCAGUGAAGAUGGAGAGUGUGUGACCAGCACCAUCUGUGUACCACUGGCAAGCCAGAAAAGGAGCUCCACUGGGCGACCUGACUGGACGUGCGUUGUUGUGGGUUUCACUUCUGGCCAUGUCCGGUUCUACACAGAGAAUGGGGUUCUGCUCCUGGCACAACUGCUUCACGAGGACCAAGUGUUAAGGUUGAAGUGUCGAACAUAUGAGAGCCCUCGCCAUCCUGGUGUUACUGAGCAGCAUGAAGAGAUAAGUAUCCUGUACCCUGGUGCAUUGGUCACUAUUGAUGGUUUCAGCCUCUUCCAGUCCCUGCGUGCUUGUCGGAACCAGGUUGCAAGAGCGGCCGCUGCUGGUAGUGAUGUGAUUCAGCCACCUCCCCUGGCCUAUAAGAAGUGGGCUCUCCAGAACCAGGACACUAUUGUAGACCACUGUAGUGUGGGUGUCAUGACACUCAAUGUGUUCGAUCAGAUGAAGAAUGCCUCUAUUUUGGGGGGAUUUAAUGCUUCUGUCAAAGGCAGCCCCCCUGCCAUGAGCCAGUACGUGACUGUAGGAGGGGGCCCAUACACUGGCUUUUACUAUGCGGUAGAGGGAGGCAGCCAGCCUCUUCUCUCUCAUGUGGCUCUUGCUGUGGCCAGUAAACUUACAUCAGCCCUCUUCAGUGCUGCCAGUGGAUGGCUGGGAUGGAGCAAGAACAAGAAUGUAGAUGAGACUGUCCAAAAACACAGGCCCAAAGUGGAGCCUGCAACACCCUUGGGGAUCAGAUUUGGUCUCCCAGACUCUCGCCGUCAUGGUGAGUCCAUAUGUCUUUCUCCGUGUAACACGCUGGCUGGAGUAACUGAUGACUUUGGUCGAGUGACACUGCUGGACCUAAACAGAGGAAUUGCAGUUCGCAUGUGGAAAGGUUACAGAGAUGCUCAGCUGGGUUGGGUGCAUGUUCCAGAGGAUCGGGUCAGUCGGGAUUGUCCCGCCUCAUCUUCCCUCCCCAGACGCCAUGCGCUGUUUUUGGUUAUUUACGCUCCUCGCCGAGGGAUCCUGGAGAUAUGGGCGAUGCAGUACGGACCUCGAGUGGGUGCAUUCACUGUCGGAAAACACUGCAGGUUGCUGUAUGCUGGUUACCGUCUGUUAGGUGUGAACCGUGUGACCAGUCAAGGCUGGAAGAUCCACACCCAUCAAGUAUGUUUGCUGGAUCCCGUCACAGGAGCCCUGAGGACUGUGAACGUUCCCUUCCACCUGGCCCUCAGCGACAAGAAAAGUGAAGGAGCCAAAGAUAUGCAUUUGUUAAAGAAAGUGACAACAAUAUUCAAGACCAGAAAUAUGGAACCUGAUAUUUUGGAGAGUGAGGCCAAAAGUGUACUGCUGAAUAUAAAAAGCUCCUCAAUUCAAAAACAGGCUUUAGAGUCUUUGCUGUCCAACAACAGCAUCCCUGUUUUGUGUCUCACAAACAUCACAUGCGCCUUACUCAGCGCUCUGCAACAGCAAGGCGCUGAACAAGUGGAUCCAGUGUUACUGCAGUUCUGCUCCUCCCAGCUGAAAUUAAUUCAGCUCUACACUGAAAUUCACCACAUGAACUUGGCUCCUGAUACUGAAGAGCACGAUGAAGCUCUGGACGUCUUUGACGGUAUUGAAGUUGAAUUGGCACGUGUAAUUCCUACCUUGCAACUCUACGCUAAGUUCAACUCGAGGCCCAGCGUUUCUUUUGUUCAAGACGCACCAGAUGCACCCUUGUCUGCCCCGACCUUCCUGUCGCAGAUUGAAUGCACAGAGGAUGGGCAAUUAAAGCUUAUCCACACUUCUGAAGUAGAGUGGAACCAGUUAGGGAGCUUUAUCUUCUGGGGUUGUCUAUGUGGUCAAAGCUCACCGCACAAAAUUUGUGACAAGCUACAACAGGCUGGCUUUAGUCCAUCGCAACUACUAUCUCUCUUGCUGAAUAUAUGGUUGCAACGAGAAAAGGAGUUGCUCCAGACCCCGACAAAAUGUUUUAAAAACCUUCACACAUUACUGGUCCUCCUCAGUAACAUGGAAGGUGCCAUAGAAGAGUCAUGGGACCCACAGUCUGUCUCACCCUGGUGGCAGCAGUGCCGCAACAUAUUAGUCCAGUCACAAAACUCUGCAGCUGCUGUGUUGGCUGCGUUUGUUGCUCAUCAUGUUGCCAAGGCCAGCAUCACCAGCAGGGCAGACAGCAAGUUACAGUCAGAGUGGGAAGCAGUGUCUUUGGAGCUGGAGCACUGGGUGGUGUGUGUGCGUCAGCUGGAAGAUGUUCUGGUGCUGCAGACACUACUCUUGGUGCCACCGAUUGUUGGAUCAGCAGGAGGCCCUGUGUUGCUGUGUUCCAUAAAAACACUGCUGGAGGGCGGCUCAGGUGGCAUUACCGACAACGUGUCCAAGUGGGUGUUCAGGCACAAUCUGAUCCCCGAGCAACUAAAAGCAAUCCUUCAGAAGAGUGAAGACAAAGAUGAAGAUAAAACAUUAGGAGAGAAGGCAGGCGAAGAUGUAAAAGUGUUAAAAAGUCAGGAGAAAUCAGCUGAAACAGCAGACAUGUUGGCGACUGUGUGUAAGCGCUUCCCACACUCCCUCUCCCCAAACUUGCUCUUCGCACAUUGCUGCUGGGAGUAUGUGGUGCAAUGGAACAAAGACCCAGAGGAAUCUGCACACUUGUGCCAGGCCAUAGAGCAUCUGAAACUGGUCUCCAGUCCACAUAUCCAACUAGGUAUUUGCACAAUGAUGUGGAGUACGUUUAUUGUGAAACGUUUUUCUGCAGCAGCCUUUCUCAUUGAGAAGGUGGGCAAAACACCCAAAGAUCGCUUGUGCCGAAGGGAUGUUGGAAUGGGAGACAAAGCUUUGACUUCCUUCUUGUUUUGCUGUGUCCGGCUGCUGCAAAUCCUCAUGGAGGCGGACUCCGCGGUAGCUGAGGUGCCGCCCCCAGAGCUGUCUGCGGAGGAAGUUUGGUGCGCAGCCGAGGGCCCGGCCUCCAUAGCCGAACUGGCCCUGGAGCAGAAAGGUGUUCACUAUCCCCUGGUGCAGCACCACUGUCUCCUCGCUUCCCUGCUACACGCCGCCCUGACUUUCACCCUGAAGGUCAAGCCUCUCAGCCUGUUCGACAGCAAGGGUAAAAAUGCUUUCUUCAGAGACCUGGCCACCAUUCAGCUAAUGCCAAGUGGAGACAUGGACCCAGGACUGGUCCUAUUACGACAAGAGUUCCUUUUGCGGGUGUUAACAUCCUGGGUGCAGUGUAUCGACAAUCAAGUCGACACUACCUCUAGCACCGGGCCCCGGGCGCUGCCCUCGAGCGGACCCCAAGCCGAGUGGUGGCCCUCGUUAUGCCUUGAGCUUGGCAGCCUGCUGCAUGUCUCCCCUGAAAUCUUGCGGCGACACCUGGUGUGCCAGCUCUACAACCAGGGGCUUGACCUUCACGCAGAGGAGGUGAUUUUAGAAGUUGAAGACAAGGAUGUGCUGGGCUCUCAGCUCCUGAUGGUCACAGGCCAAAGGCUGAGCUACUCACUGCUGCACAGCCAGAACCAGACACAGCCUGCUAUGGAGCUAUUGGCCCGCCUGCCCCCCACCCUCUGCACAUGGCUCAAGGCUAUGGACCCCAGUGAGCUGCGAUGCCCCCUGGUGCCCUUGCCUCAGACCAGCAGGCUGGUGGGCCACUUGAUCGAGAUGCUUCCAGAGAACCACAGCCAGUACAGCCUGGCGCUGCACCUUUUGGAGGCAGUGGACGCCCUUACGGCGGAGGACUGACUUAGCAAAUGAUGCAGUUUGUUAUGUGAAGAACAUGUGAGAUUCUAUGUGUUAUGUUGAUAUGUAAACAAGGAGCAUAUUUUCAGAAUAGAGUGGAACCAGGAGAGAACUAAUAGGAGUCAUCUUAUAUAGCCAAUUGUCCGUUACGUUGAACAACCUUUUUGAGGCCAUAUGCACACAUAUUGCUGUACAGUAGUUUUUAAAUGUCCUAAAACAUUACAGUAUAAAGUUAUAGUAAAAUAUAUUAAAAAAAAAAGCUUAAAAAUGUUUUAAGUUUCACAUUUUAUCCAAAAUUACCUUACCACUGUGCAUGUCCACGGUGACAUUGUUGACGUACAGGUGGCUUCCACAAGCCGUGAGAAAUUGGAAUUAGUGAUUCCGAGUUCUAAAACUGUUGUCAAGGGUGAACAGCAUGGAAAAAAAUGCUGAGCAUCUACAGCAUGUUUUGGACUUCAGACACUGCAACUAUACUGCUUUCUCUCUGCCAAGCACUCUAUGUACGAUAAACGGAACCAUCAUCUCAUUGGUGCCAUGCAAUGCUCAACAUUCGACAUGGACACCACUAAGGCAUGAUGUCUUGGAAUUGUAUCUAGUCAUAUAGUGUAUCUCUGACCUGUAAAUAUAUGCCUGUGUUAUGCUGCAGCGGCAGUAAACAACAGAUGCCAAUUUUGAAACUAAAAGACAUUGUCGAUGGUAGUUUGUGACAAAUGGAAACAAUUUUUAGACAAACUGAGUCCCGACAGUCCCCUUUAUCAGAUGUUAUAUCGGGUCCAUUUUAUCGAGGUUCCAUUGUAUUGCCAUGGAGUUUCUUUAUUCAUACAUAUUGAUAGAGCUCAAGUGUUUUAAUUUGUUUUUAACCUUAACAUCCCAUAUUUUUGUAUGUUGCAUUUAUCACACUUGUGGAUACCUAAUCUAAUGAAUGUCAUCAAGUGUAUGGUAAACAGGUAUUUUUCUGUAUUAGGCACAAGGACCUUGUUUAGUGAUGUAUAUCAUACAUGCAAGCACUUCUUUCUCACAGUGCCUGUAAAGCCUUUUGUGGUAUAUUCCUCUGUCCAGAUGCUGCUAAUGGACAGAAUAAACAGAAUCACAGUGUCAA